Zychaea mexicana is the source of this 809-nucleotide messenger RNA. RefSeq lists its product as uncharacterized. Lineage: Eukaryota; Fungi; Mucoromycota; Mucoromycetes; Mucorales; Lichtheimiaceae. The transcript has 4 exons. The annotation marks the transcript as partial. The record is from RefSeq and is a predicted model, not a curated record.
CGGAUGUUACAAGCCAUCAUCGUUAUCACUGACGCAGCACCUAACCCCGUGUUCCGCUCAUUUUUGUAUGAGAUUCCAUGGCAAUUUGGUCUGGGUGCGUUUUCGUGCUAUGUCUUUGGUAUUGCCCAUACCGUUGCAGAUAGUAGCAAAUCGAUCUACAGUGCAUGGUUCCAUUCGCCAGUACGUAUCGAUUUACUCGGCACUAUUUUCAUCAGUCUUCCCUAUGUCACAAACAACAUAUGCUCUAUUGCUGCCGGUGUUUAUGCCGAACGCGGCGACGAUUGGCAUGCUGCCCAGUUUACCCACGCCUUGUAUUAUCUUUGGACAAUCUACUGUGGAUCCCUGGGCUUUAUGAUUUUGUUUGCUGGGCUCCGUCUUUUGCGGCUUUUGAACCACCAUUUAAGGAUGCAGCAUGAUCUGCGUGUCAAUAUUGCUAAAAUUAAGACGGGUACCUUGAAGGUGAAAAUCAUCAUGGUAGUAGGCUGUGUCUGCUUGUGGGUGUUUGCUUUUAUUUUGUGCAUGUACGGUGUAUUCCGCGACCCUGUUACACGCAACACAGCUUUGAAUUUAACCAUCUCCGCCGUGUGGACUUACGACGGUGUCGUAGCCACGUUACUGGUUGAGCUUGCACUCAUCCUCAACCCUCGCAUGACCGCCUCACUAGGUGUCUCCAACAUGAGCGGAUCCCAGUCUGAACCAACCCAGAAUUCGUUGACCUCAAGCGGCGCACGGAACGUUACAUCAAUGGAUACGACGCAGUCCAAAUGGGAUAAGUACCCCGGAACCACUAGCCGUGGCAGUAUUGGUAA